Camellia sinensis is the source of this 748-nucleotide messenger RNA. RefSeq names its product protein PHLOEM PROTEIN 2-LIKE A9. The record is from RefSeq and is a predicted model, not a curated record. NCBI's taxonomy places the organism in Eukaryota, Viridiplantae, Streptophyta, Magnoliopsida, Ericales, Theaceae.
UUCUUACUCCAAUGGGUGACCAACAGCCUUAGUGGUGGUGACGGUGGUGGAAGCAAAGGCAUCGUGUUGUGGAGGAGUGGUCGUGGUGGUGGUAGGGCAAUGAUAGAGGUGGUGGCAAAGAUCAAUAUUAAUGCCAAAGAACUUAAAAUUGUUUGGGGCAAUGAUAACCGCUAUUGGCGCACGCCAAAGGAAUCGAAUCAACCUGCAGAACUAUUGCAAGUGUGUUGGCUAGAAGUAACAGGAAGUUGCGUCAUAGACAAGGGAAAAAAGUACAACGUUACCUUCGAAGUGUCAUUGACACCAGAUGCAUUUGGUUGGAACAAUACUACACUCUACAUUAUGGCUAAGAGAGGUGAAAAGGGAAGAUACACUUGGAAAAAAGUUAACUUAACCAACCAAAAUACUAAUAAGGACCAGCAUUUCUUUAUUCCUGAAGAACAUUUGAUAGUUGAGCCUGAUACGAAUGCUUCUGACGACAAGCUCUAUUUCGGUCUCUACGAAAUCUGGAAAGGUAACUGGAAAGGCGGUCUCAAAAUUUACCGUGCAGUUGUUGAACCCCGUUAAUUAGCAGCAAUGACUGCACCAAUUGAUACAUAUGUUUGUUUUUGUGUGUCUGUGAGGGAUAUUAUUAUCAUAUUGUAUAACGGAGGGUGAGUUAUAACUCAUGCAGAUAAAAUAAAAUCCAGAAAUAUGUAUACAUAUAUGUUUUCAUAAAUCCUUAAAUAAAUAUCAAUUGGUGUUUGCUAAA